Tarenaya hassleriana is the source of this 1751-nucleotide messenger RNA. Its product is annotated as elongation factor 1-alpha-like. The transcript has 3 exons. Lineage: Eukaryota; Viridiplantae; Streptophyta; Magnoliopsida; Brassicales; Cleomaceae. Gene Ontology annotation, biological process: translational elongation; translation. Bases 123 to 1472 code for a protein of 449 amino acids. Gene Ontology annotation, molecular function: translation elongation factor activity; GTP binding; GTPase activity. The record is from RefSeq and is a predicted model, not a curated record.
UUACGCUUCACCCUUAUAAAUACGAUCGCAUCCUCAUAUUUUCUCUACCAGUUGCUUUGCCUCGGCCGCUCAGCUCCGUAGAUUUCCGACCUCUUGCUGAAGUUUAAUCUUGACAACUAGCCAUGGGUAAGGAAAAGGUUCACAUCAACAUUGUGGUUAUUGGACAUGUCGACUCUGGAAAGUCGACAACCACUGGUCACUUGAUCUACAAGUUGGGAGGUAUUGACAAGCGUGUGAUUGAGAGGUUUGAGAAGGAAGCUGCUGAGAUGAACAAGAGGUCCUUCAAGUACGCCUGGGUGUUGGACAAGCUCAAGGCUGAGCGUGAGCGUGGUAUCACCAUUGACAUCGCCUUGUGGAAGUUCGAGACCACCAAAUACUACUGUACUGUCAUCGAUGCUCCUGGACACCGUGACUUUAUCAAGAACAUGAUCACUGGUACCUCCCAGGCUGACUGUGCUGUCCUCAUCAUUGACUCCACCACCGGUGGUUUUGAGGCCGGUAUCUCCAAGGACGGUCAGACCCGUGAGCAUGCCUUGCUUGCUUUCACCCUCGGUGUCAAGCAGAUGAUCUGCUGCUGCAACAAGAUGGAUGCCACCACUCCCAAGUACUCCAAGGCUAGGUACGAUGAAAUCGUGAAGGAAGUCUCUUCCUACCUGAAGAAGGUUGGUUACAACCCGGACAAGAUCCCCUUCGUCCCCAUCUCUGGUUUUGAGGGUGACAACAUGAUUGAGAGGUCCACCAACCUCGACUGGUACAAGGGUCCGACCCUUCUCGAGGCUCUUGACCAGAUCAACGAGCCCAAGAGGCCUUCCGACAAGCCCCUACGUCUCCCUCUCCAGGAUGUCUACAAGAUCGGUGGUAUCGGAACUGUCCCUGUGGGUCGUGUCGAGACUGGUGUACUCAAGCCCGGUAUGUUAGUGACCUUUGCUCCCUCUGGACUGACCACUGAGGUCAAGUCUGUCGAGAUGCACCACGAGGCUCUCCAGGAAGCUCUCCCUGGUGACAAUGUAGGGUUCAACGUCAAGAACGUUGCAGUGAAGGAUCUCAAGCGUGGAUACGUCGCAUCAAACUCAAAGGAUGAUCCGGCCAAGGAAGCAGCCAGCUUCACCUCACAGGUCAUCAUCAUGAACCACCCCGGUCAGAUCGGUAACGGAUAUGCCCCAGUCCUCGACUGCCACACCUCCCACAUCGCCGUCAAAUUUGCAGAGAUAUUGACAAAGAUCGACAGGCGUUCUGGUAAGGAGCUGGAGAAGGAGCCCAAGUUCUUGAAGAACGGAGAUGCAGGAAUGGUUAAGAUGGUUCCGACCAAGCCCAUGGUGGUGGAGACCUUCUCCGAGUACCCACCACUCGGACGGUUUGCCGUCCGUGACAUGAGGCAGACCGUUGCCGUCGGUGUCAUCAAGAACGUCGAGAAGAAGGACCCGACGGGUGCCAAGGUCACAAAGGCCGCAGCCAAGAAGGGUGCCAAGUAAAGGUUGACGAGUGAAACCACAACCAUAUCCGCAAAAGAAGGAAGUGUUGGGAGGAGUAUUUUUUGUUAUGCGAAAGACUUGUUAUUUACCAUCGGUUUUAUUAUUAGUCGCAGUUCUAAUUAUAUGUUGUAUAGCUUCGUCUUUCCGUCAGGACACAGUUCUCGGAACUGGGUUCUUGAUCGUCGAUGGCGUAAGCUUUACGCAGUACCACAGCAAGUGAGUCUGAAACUUUUUUGUGUUAUUGUUUUUUUAUAAUAUAUUCCUGCGGUUUUUAAUUCA